AUGAGUGCAAAAGAGUUCACAGAUUUAUUGGUGGAAUAUAUAUUAGAAAGAAAAAUACAAGGUGACCUCCACGAUGGGCAAGAUUUUAGCGAAAAAAUAUGGAACGAUAUAGAAAAUAUGUUCAAGGAAUUGGUUCUAUAUGUAGAUGAUAGGAAGAACAACCCUAUGCUACAGGUAAUGUGCAACUACAGUGACUUCAGCGCAGAAUAUCUUAAGGGUCCGUUGAAUAGAUUUUUAUGCAUGGAGGUCGGGAAAAUAUUUUAUUAUAUGGAGGGAUUGAAUAACAACGGAACCGCACAGAGGAGUACGGAUCCAGGAGAACGCGAGCUGCGGAACUACUUAAGGUGCAUGAUAGGGACCUGGACCCUCAUGAGCUUACAUGGCAACAAAUGUAACAUCAGAGAAAUAACGACACAUGUUUCCACAUUAAUGCGUACGCUGGCGCACACGUUCCAUGCUGUAACUAAUAGAGACACAUGUGCUUGGGUUACAUUUGAGGAACUCAAAAUUGGGAUGCGUUUAACGGGGGAAGCAAUGGAACAAUGGGUAACCCAAUGGAAAAGCAGAAGGUCUAAGAUAACUCAGGGAAUUAGAGCAGGAGGAUGUGAUAAGCUUGGAGGAGGGCGGAUGCGGAUAGGAAGUGGACAAGGAGAUGCACCAAGCAACAACAUUGAUAUAUUGAAAAGUGAGAAUUUAGACCAACUACACAGCUUGAUCGAGAACAAGGAGUACCUACCGAAAGCUAGGGUACGCGACAUAAUGGUAAAAGUCGGAAAUAGUAAGAACACGCAACAAGGUAAAAAAAUAUUAGAGGACGCAAUAAACACUUGGGACCAGGAAAGGAAUAAAAUAUCAUCCAAUGCAGCAGAGACAUCAUCAACACCAGCAGCUCCAUCGGGCGGGUCAGAACACGGUAAUCAGGAUGCAUCCACUAAUACCAGCGGUCAACAACCACAAGCAGGACGCAGACCGCCUGCCGCACCUCCGCACCCGCAUGCGGCGAAACCGGCAUCACCACCGGGACGGGGGCUAACGACCCCCUCGGGGACGAAGACUUCCGCAGGAGACAAGUGUGAUUGGAAGAGCGUAUUAGACAAAGGGAGGAACAGUACAUUAUAUGUGAUGCGGGGUUAUAAUGAGAACCAGAGGACGAAGUUGAAGAGUGUGCUAGAUGCAUUUGCACAACAUAUGCAGAAGCACGAGCAGCUCAUGGAACAAUUAGGUGCAAACUGUGAUAAUUCUGGUUGGGAAGAUUUCACACCGGGGGUAUAUCACAAGGAUCAGACCGUCGGGGAUAUGAUGAGAUGUAGACUUAUGAAUACUGCAUUGUGGUUUGCAAACAAGGAUGACAAGGAUGAUGAGGAGGUGAACAGGUUAAGAUGUGAAGUAGCAAAUGUUUUUGGAUAUAUACUGAAAAAUAUAUAUUGUAAGGAUAAGGGCGGAUACAAUAGAGGUAUAGAGUAUGCAUAUACAGCAAUGAGAAAUAUGGGCAACACGGUAAAUGGAACAGAGGGAUUAAAGGGUCCCGUGGCAGAGGGCAGAUGCACCAUGUGCGGAUAUGUAGGCCAUACACACAAUGUGGAAGCAGUAAAUUUGGAAAUAGCACAAUGGUUAAUGAAUCAAGGAGGAAUAUUGGCAGAAAUACAACAACUGCAGCAGCAACGGCCCUGUGCGGAGUAUUGGCAAGAUUAUAUUAAGAAGGAGGCAGCCGAAAGUGGCCCUGUAAAGGACACUUUGAAGCCAGAAGCAAUGGAAGAAAUGGACAAAGCAAAGAAGGAAAUAAAGAAGACAGCAACGAGGGUGUUUGAGGCAGCGGAGAAAAAGGUACAGGAUAAAAUUACGGAAUUGCAAGGUAAGAAUACGAACAUACGGCCCGAUACGUACCGAACGAAUAUGGAUGGACGGCCACCACAACAACACACGCACAUGCGGCGAGAACAGCACAAUCCAUAUUAUAAUGUACAAGCCCACUUUCUUUUUUUUCUCUUUGGCACGGCGAAUCUGUAUUUUUCACCAUACUACUGUUAUUUGUGUACUGUAAUAUACAUCUUAAUUUCUUUUCAUAUAAAAUUAAAUGAAAACAUUUUAGAAAUGGGUUAA
Molecule: messenger RNA, 2100 nt
Organism: Plasmodium fragile
Lineage: Eukaryota; Apicomplexa; Aconoidasida; Haemosporida; Plasmodiidae
Exons: 5
Coding region: 1-2100 (699 amino acids)
Source: RefSeq, a predicted model, not a curated record